Molecule: messenger RNA, 2273 nt
Organism: Eurytemora carolleeae
Lineage: Eukaryota; Metazoa; Arthropoda; Copepoda; Calanoida; Temoridae
Product: somatostatin receptor type 2
Exons: 16
Coding region: 885-2225 (446 amino acids)
Biological process (GO): G protein-coupled receptor signaling pathway
Cellular component (GO): membrane; neuron projection
Molecular function (GO): somatostatin receptor activity; peptide binding
Source: RefSeq, a predicted model, not a curated record
GAUAGGCACCAUUGGUGUAGGAACAAGAAUAAUAUGUUCUGUUUUGAGGCUUAAUUCAAGCUCAGAUCAGGGGCUCAGUGAGCUCAGUGAAACAAUGAAUAAGGAAGUUCUAUACCACGCAUACCUUAUAUAUAUGUAAAUACAGAUUGAAUUUGUGUGCUGGCAGUGAAUGGGCUGGAAUGUGCAUGAAAAUGCAAAUCUACAAAAAAAGGAAAAAAGAAGAAAGAAACUGCACGGAAAAUAAUCUAUAAAGUUUUCACAGGGAUUGUGGAAAAUAGGAAAAGUUGAAAUAUUAUCUCAUGUCUGAAGUUAACAGCCAGCAACGCCACGGACUACAGAUUCAAAUCCCCCAAAACUAAUUUUGAAAUUCCUCAAAAUAUCCCCGAAAAUCCGCGAGUGGGAAUAUUGAGAAAAUCCUCAAUUUGUGAUGUGUGUCCGCGUUAGGAGAUUUCACCAGCAAAGCUGAGGAUAUAUAUAGGGACUAGUCUACAGUCAUAGUCGGCUUAUACAUUUACACUGUAGCACAGCUAGCUGUCAGAUAGACACCUUACAGCUGUAGUACAGCUAGUUGUCAGAUAGACACCUUGCAGCUGUUGUACAGCUAGUUGUCAGAUAGACACCUUACAGCUGUAGUACAGCUAGUUGUCAGAUAGACACCUUACAGCUGUAGUACAGCUAGUUGUCAGAUAGACACCUUGCAGCUGUAGUACAGCUAGUUGUCAGAUAGACACCUUACAGCUGUAGCACAGCUCUAGCUGUCAAAUAGACACCUUACAGCUGUAUGGCAUAACGUGAAUUAGAAAUAUGUCUGAACAUUGAACAAUGUUGACGUGUAUUAAAUAUUUUGUGAAAAAUUUGUAUAAAUAAAAACAAAACUCUACACAAUGGUAUCAGAACUUUCUCUAGCUGAGCAGUAUGUGCUUCAGGAGCAUAUGCUGAACUUGAACCUGAGUUUGUGUGAUGUUCCAGUAGAGAUGCAUAAUAUCUCCAACCUAUCUGCUCUCUGCUCCUCCAACCACCCUCCAUCCACCCUCCCUCCCCCAGUUAUGUCUAUUAUACAGAUAUUCUACGGUCUCAUCUGUUUACUGGGACUCCUUGGAAACUCUCUUGUUAUCUACGUGGUUCUAAGGUUCUCUAAGAUGCACACGGUUACCAACAUGUAUAUCCUGAACCUAGCCAUAGCUGACGAAACUUUCCUAGUCGGAAUACCGUUUCUAAUUGCAACAAUGUCCUUGAGGGAAUGGCCGUUUGGAACAAUAAUGUGUAAGGUUUAUUUCACAACAACCUCAAUAAACCAAAUAACAAGCUCCAUCUUCCUCACUGUACUUUCAGCGGAUCGGUACAUAGCUGUGUGCCACCCAAUAUCUUCUCCUCGGUUCCGAACCCCGUUUAUUGCUCGGAUUGUUUCUCUGUCCGCCUGGUUGACCUCCGCCCUCCUGAUGGUGCCGGUCUUCUUGUACGCGAACACAAUCACCAGGCCGGAUGGUGGAGAGUCCUGUAAUAUUUUCUGGACUAUGAAUAUAACAUCUUCAGGGUUAAUUAACGAACAGACAGCAUUUACGUUCUAUUCUUUCAUCUUCGGAUUCGCAGGACCCCUGACCUUCAUAUUCAUCUUCUAUAUCUUGGUUAUCAUCAGACUAAGAUCUGUCGGACCGAAGGGAGCAGAUAGGUCGCAGAGUAAAAGAAAAGCCCACAGGUUACGAAAAGUUACCAAGCUCGUUCUGACGGUGGUCGCAGUUUAUAUUCUUUGCUGGCUUCCUCACUGGAUAACACAGUUGGCUCUUGUCUCCCAGCCUCCAGGUUAUCAAAGUGAAACUAUUGUGGUGAUCACUCUACUCUCUAACUGCUUGUCCUACUCUAACUCGGCAAUGAACCCUGUCCUCUACGCGUUCUUAUCCGACAACUUCAAGAAGAGCUUCGUCAAAGCCUGCAGCAAGAGCAUUAUCUCUAGGUGUGCUACAGCAAGGGAGACGAACCAUCAGUUGAACCCUGAAUGCUCUGCAACUACUAGACGGAGUAGGAGAGGACCCAGGUUUACAGCUGUACCCCCUGGACAGGAGUCAGGAGAUGAGGAGAGAGGAGGGGGAGAUAUGUCCACAGGAGUCACCCUCACCUCUAGAGCUUCUAAAUUCAACGGGAGUUCUAGUUCUGCUGUAGGGUCGGAUAAACCACAGAUUAUGACAACUGUGUUUAAUGGAAACCUUGCUCCGCCAACCAUCAUGUAAACAAUAAACUAUAACAAAACCUACACCAGGUCUAUCAAAAAAAAAAAA